Molecule: messenger RNA, 2717 nt
Organism: Hermetia illucens (black soldier fly)
Lineage: Eukaryota; Metazoa; Arthropoda; Insecta; Diptera; Stratiomyidae
Gene: Mad
Product: protein mothers against dpp
Exons: 4
Coding region: 726-2096 (456 amino acids)
Biological process (GO): anatomical structure morphogenesis; BMP signaling pathway; regulation of transcription by RNA polymerase II
Cellular component (GO): heteromeric SMAD protein complex
Molecular function (GO): RNA polymerase II cis-regulatory region sequence-specific DNA binding; DNA-binding transcription factor activity, RNA polymerase II-specific; I-SMAD binding
Source: RefSeq, a predicted model, not a curated record
CCGUCAAUACAUUGGAAACUUCCCCUGGAUUGUAUGAUUGGUUGAUGUCGGUGUUUUCAUUCCGCGUAUAUUGCCUCCGGAAAUUCCUUUCAUAGUAGCUAAAUAUCGUAGUUUCAGUGCCUCAUACAGUUGCCUCUCGAUUUGAAGAAGUAACUAAGAAUUCUAUCCCAUUGGAAACUCUAUUCAAAACACUAAACACUCGUGAAUAUUGCCUAUGUGCCUUUUUGUCGGUGUCAGCGAUGUCAUUGAAGUCGACCGACAUUUUUCCUUGAUCCGCUCUCUCCCAUACGGUAUUAAAAAACGAAAGUGAAUGGCGAAGUGAACCUUGAUCCUGCCGCAAAAAUCCACAGUACGAUUGCGUGCAGCCGAAAAACCAGUUGCCCGGUCAUAUUUUCGUCCUUUGAAGGUCUCCAAAGACGGCGAAUAUCGCGGAAGCGAGUGAUUUUGGUCCCCGGCCGUCGCGGGGGGUUCUGUUAUGUGUGCCUGUGCAUCGCGCUGCUGCUGUGUCACGAGCGCACAGUAGAGUCGAGUUUGAGGAAAUCGUUUGAUAUUGUAGAAGGGGACGCACGGCUUAUCGAUAAGAAUAUUAAACGCCGGAAAUUUCAACACGAUAACGCUUCCUACGUUGGCUAUUAUUUCUAACGUCUAGGGAAUCAAAUAUCUUCAAAUCAUGUGUAAUACAAAGAAUAUUAUGGCGGGGAUUGAUCUCGCCGAAGCUGCAUAAAAUGGAUACCGACGACGUUGAAACUUCAAGCAGCAGUGCAAUGUCCACUUUGGGCACAUUAUUUUCAUUCACAAGUCCGGCUGUGAAAAAGUUACUAGGAUGGAAGCAAGGCGACGAGGAGGAGAAAUGGGCCGAAAAGGCAGUAGAUAGUUUAGUAAAGAAACUGAAGAAACGGAAAGGAGCUAUCGAGGAAUUGGAGAGGGCUCUUUCAUGUCCAGGACAACCAUCUAAAUGUGUGACAAUCCCACGGUCAUUGGAUGGACGGUUACAGGUUUCCCAUCGCAAAGGAUUGCCACAUGUAAUCUACUGCCGAGUAUGGCGAUGGCCGGAUCUUCAAUCACAUCAUGAACUGAAGCCAAUCGAAAGUUGUCAAUAUCCUUUCAGCGCUAAACAGAAGGAAGUGUGUAUCAACCCGUACCAUUAUAAACGCGUAGAAAGUCCAGUUCUGCCGCCUGUACUAGUUCCGAGACAUUCAGAAUUUGCACCUGGCCAUUCACUCCUACCUUUUCAAAACAUGGCGGAGUCUAACAUGCCGCACAACGUGAGUUAUUCUACAGCCGGCUUCAAUUCGCAUAUAAGUCCAAACAGUCCAAGUAUGACAUCAGUUGGGAGCACAAGUUCUGUGAACUCUAACCCAACGAGCCCGUAUGGAAGUUUGGCUGAAACCCCUCCGCCGGCUUACAGUCCAUCGGAAGAUGCGAACGCGAACAAUCAAACAGAAGGCGGAACUCCCAUGGAUGCUCCGAUGGAAGUUGCUCCUGUAAGCUAUUCAGAACCAUUAUUCUGGGCAAGUAUUGCGUAUUAUGAACUCAACUGUCGAGUUGGAGAAGUUUUCCAUGCAAAUUCCAAUUCGCUGAUCGUCGACGGUUUCACGAAUCCGUCAAAUAACUCGGAUCGUUUCUGUUUGGGCCAAUUGAGCAAUGUUAAUCGUAACAGCACUAUUGAAAACACACGACGUCACAUUGGGAAGGGCGUUCACCUCUAUUAUGUAGCUGGAGAAGUGUACGCCGAGUGUUUGUCAGAUUCAGCCAUUUUCGUGCAAUCCCGCAACUGUAAUUAUCACCAUGGUUUUCAUCCUUCCACAGUUUGCAAAAUCCCACCAGGCUGUUCGCUGAAGAUUUUCAAUAACCAAGAAUUUGCUCAGCUCCUGUCGCAAUCAGUUAAUCAUGGAUUCGAAGCAGUUUUCGAACUAACACGAAUGUGUACAAUUCGCAUGAGCUUCGUGAAAGGUUGGGGCGCUGAAUAUCAUAGACAAGAUGUAACAUCGACGCCCUGCUGGAUCGAAAUUCACCUGCACGGUCCCCUCCAAUGGCUGGAUAAAGUGCUCACGCAAAUGGGAUCUCCACAUAAUGCAAUAAGUUCAGUUUCUUAAAGGCUAUGAGUGUUAGUUGAAAAUUGUGUAUUAUUGCUUCCUCACCUAAUGAAAUUCGUAGCAAGCAAUCCAAGCAUGACAUCGACUUUCAUUUUUUAAUGAAGAAUUUAUCGUGAAUAGGAAGUUAUUUCUAGUGAUUGAUUGUGCCGUAUUUCCAGUAAAUAUUUUAGAAUGCUAACAAGUUUCCACUGAAGUUUAGCCAUAUACCAUAGAAACUACUGGUAUGUAAUGAAAACUAUGGAAAGGAAAACAUGAUUCGUAAAACCUAUUUUGAUCUCAUUUUAUAAAUAUGAAAAGUGGAAUUAAUUUGUUCAUUCAAUUUAUACAAAAUGAAUAUGUAAUGGAAACUGCUCGAUAAAUAAAGUGUCACGUGAAAAUUAUAAUGUAACUUUUAAUAGGAAAUAAGCCAUCAUAUAAGAACUCAUAAUAGAAAUAUAGGAUCUGAUUGAUUUCUCUUUUUUUAUCGAUAAUCCUUAAGAAAGAAAGAAGAAGAAUAUAAAAGAAUUGAAUCGUACAAAGAGCAGCCUUUAUGGGUAUAAUCCAUGUAAACUGAAGUAUGAGAAAUAAAUUAUUCGAGGAAAUUUGUGCAAUUAAAAAAAAUGUUUGGACUGUAGUCAUUGA